UGGAAGAAGAAAGAAGGAAACAGAAGAACCAAAGGUUAAAGAUGGACAACCUAAAGGUCAAAACAGGUGAUGAAGCAUGAAGGGUCGGUUGGGAGAGAACAGCAAGAAAUUGCUGAGCGUUUUCUCAGUGGUGCCCAAAGCUUAUAGGCACUUCUUAGAGACGACAUAGCGGCUGUCCAAGAAGGGUCCGAUCAAAACCAUUCUUCUCUUCCUCCUCGUCUCCUCCCUUGUUGCUACUUGGUGGACCAACACUACAUCAACUCUACAAGUCGACGUAGCCGCUUUCCUCGCCGGAGAAGACAGAGAUCGGAGAGAUUCUGUUUGUUUUAUCACAACGGAGAGAAGGGUAUUAUGGGUAUUAAAAAGAUGGCAUGAUUUAACGGACCAAACCUCAAAGUUCACUAACGGUGUUACGUUUAAGGGGAGAAAAGGUAAUAAAUGAAACUUCAGGGGAAUGUGACAUUGGACCAAACAUCAGCGUAGGAACUAGGAAACCGAAGGUAAAAGACGUGAGAGGUGAUAGAACGCUGCCAAUCUGGCGUAGGAAACACCAAGAGCUCUCUCUCAAGUCUCACGACUCUCACCAUCUUUCGAUCGAAUCUUCCAUUUUGUUUUCUGGAAAGCAUGAUCUGUUGGGUUGGCUUCAGCGUUCAAGGAAAGCACCAUCCGGGCUUCAGCUUUUGAGUAUAUUCACUAGGAGGUUGAAGAAGACCAAAGAAGAUAGAUGAGUUACUACUUGCGGUGAGCAAAUCCUGUCAGAAGAAAAGACACCAGCUCCACCACUUUCCUGGGACUUGGCAUCUGGACAAUUGGAGCCAUCUUCCUCUUCCUCCAGGAAAUAGAAAAUGAGGAUGGUGGGUCUAACUGGGGGGAUCGCUUCAGGGAAGAGUACUGUCUCUAAUCUGUUUAAGGCAAAAGGAAUUCCUAUUGUAGAUGCAGACCUUGUAGCUCGUGAUGUGCUGAAGAAAGAUACUGGUGGUUGGAAAAGGGUUGUGGCAGCAUUUGGGGAAGACAUUUUACAAGAGAAUGGAGAAGUUGAUAGGGCACGUUUAGGGCAAAUUGUAUUCGCUGAUCCUGACAAGCGUCAACUUCUUAACCGGUUGUUGGCUCCAUUCAUUUCCUAUGGCAUCUUCUGGGAGGUCUUUAAGUUAUGGAUCAAGGGGUCUAAGGUCAUAGUUCUUGACAUUCCCCUGCUGUUUGAGGCUAAGAUGGAUCGGUGGUCAAAGCCCAUUAUUGUGGUAUGGGUUGAUCCUGAGACACAGCUCCAGCGACUCAUGGCUAGAGAUGGAAUAUCUGAGCAGCAGGCUAGAAACAGGAUCAACGCCCAGAUGUCUCUGGAUCAGAAAAAGACGAAAGCGGACAUAGUGAUAGAUAAUUCAGGGUCACUUGAGGAAAUGAAAGAACAAUUUUCGCAGGUUUUUGCCCAAGUCACUGGACCCUUAACAUGGAGUGAGUCUGGGCUUACCAGAGAUGGUGCAUUGUUGACUCUUGUUUCUGUAGUUGUGGCUGCUGUUGCUUGCUGGAACCUAUUUAACAAUGAUGGGACAAAGCAAUAGUGACAAUCUUCUUUGUAUCAUUAGUGCUUGGGUGGAAUAAAUUGAAACGUCGUUAUUUGACUUA
Messenger RNA from Macadamia integrifolia, 1620 nucleotides. Its product is annotated as dephospho-CoA kinase. Lineage: Eukaryota; Viridiplantae; Streptophyta; Magnoliopsida; Proteales; Proteaceae. Gene Ontology annotation, biological process: coenzyme A biosynthetic process. The coding region runs from base 846 to 1556 and encodes 236 amino acids. Gene Ontology annotation, molecular function: ATP binding; dephospho-CoA kinase activity. The transcript is spliced from 5 exons. The record is from RefSeq and is a predicted model, not a curated record.